Messenger RNA from Ascochyta rabiei, 258 nucleotides. RefSeq lists its product as uncharacterized. Bases 1 to 258 code for a protein of 85 amino acids. The transcript is spliced from 2 exons. Lineage: Eukaryota; Fungi; Ascomycota; Dothideomycetes; Pleosporales; Didymellaceae. The record is from RefSeq and is a predicted model, not a curated record.
AUGGGUCUCUUCGAGAAAAUGCAAGCUCGCCUUGAGCUCUACCGCCUGGAACAGCGCUACACACGCCGCGAUAAGCGCUCCACAUUCAUCAGCGAGGCACAGUAUGUUGACGGCGAGUACGUCUACGCCUCGUCACCGUCACCGUCGUCGUCCACAAAGUCCGCCGGCACAACCAGCUCCCGCCGCUUCAGCAAAAUGCCCACCUUGCCCGCUGUGCGGAUAAGGGAGCUCGCUCGCGCGGGCACCAGCCGUUCGUAA